Molecule: messenger RNA, 7332 nt
Organism: Artibeus jamaicensis (Jamaican fruit-eating bat)
Lineage: Eukaryota; Metazoa; Chordata; Mammalia; Chiroptera; Phyllostomidae
Gene: PPM1H
Product: protein phosphatase, Mg2+/Mn2+ dependent 1H
Exons: 10
Coding region: 561-2105 (514 amino acids)
Biological process (GO): protein dephosphorylation
Molecular function (GO): protein serine/threonine phosphatase activity
Source: RefSeq, a predicted model, not a curated record
CGCCGCCAUCCCUCCGCGCGUAACAGACCCUGCCCAGAUCCCCCUCCCCCAGGAGCUCAGGUUCUUCGGGCGAGCCUCGCUGGGCGGGCAGGGGAGGGGCUGAGGUCCGGCCGAAGCUGCAGCUGGAGCUCGGGCAGCCUGAUUAUCACAUGACUCGACGGCGGCCGUAGCCGUGGCAGCAGGCUUGCGGGCUCCGCGGGCUGGCCUGGUGGGCUCAGUUCCGCUCACUUAAGAGUCGGGCGCAGCGGGCUGGGAAGGGACUUACUGCAGCUACGGCCGCCGGGCCGCUCCCGGAGUGCGCGGCGUACCCCGGCCCGGCCCGCCCGCUCCAUGCCUUUCCGUUGCGGAAGUGUAGCCGGGGGAGGCGGCGGCGGCUGGGAGCACGGGAGGCCAGGGCUCGGCCCCCUGCAGCGCUAGGCUCUGGGCGGCGCGGCGCGUCCGGGCGGCUCGGCUGCUAGAGUGCCCGGCACCCGCAGUAGCCUGUAUGCUCCGCGCUGCGCCUCGCCGGGCCCCAGCCACCUCCUGCCGCUCGCACUGCUGCUGCGGGGCGCCGGAGUAAUAUGCUCACUCGAGUGAAAUCUGCCGUGGCCAAUUUCAUGGGCGGCAUCAUGGCUGGCAGCUCAGGCUCCGAGCACAGCGGCGGCGGCUGCGGAGGCUCGGACCAGCCCCUGCGCUUCCCCUACGGGCGGCCGGAGUUCCUGGGGCUGUCUCAGGACGAGGUGGAGUGCAGCGCCGACCACAUCGCCCGCCCCAUCCUCAUCCUCAAGGAGACCCGGCGGCUGCCCUGGGCAACUGGCUACGCAGAGGUUAUCAAUGCCGGGAAGAGCACACACAAUGAGGACCAAGCCAGCUGCGAAGUGCUCACCGUGAAGAAGAAAGCAGGGACCGUUAUGUCCACCCCCAACAGGAACUCUUCCAAGAGACGCUCCUCCCUUCCCAACGGGGAGGGGCUGCAACUGAAGGAGAACUCGGAAUCAGAAGGCGUUUCCUGCCACUACUGGUCGCUGUUCGAUGGCCACGCAGGGUCCGGGGCCGCAGUGGUGGCGUCCCGCCUGCUGCAGCACCACGUCACGGAGCAGCUGCAGGCCAUCGUGGACAUCCUGAAGAACUCCGCCGUCCUCCCGCCCACCUGCCUGGGCGACGAGCCCGAGAACACGCCCGCCGGCGGCCGCACUCUGACCCGGGCCGCCUCGCUCCGUGGCGGGGUCGGGGCCCCCGGCUCCCCCAGCACCCCACCCACACGCUUCUUCACGGAGAAGAAGAUCGCACACGAGUGUCUGGUCAUUGGAGCUCUUGAGAGUGCGUUCAAGGAAAUGGACCUACAAAUAGAACGAGAGAGGAGCUCCUACAAUAUCUCUGGGGGCUGCACAGCCCUCAUUGUGAUCUGCCUCCUGGGGAAGCUGUACGUGGCGAAUGCUGGGGACAGCAGGGCCAUAAUCAUCAGAAAUGGAGAAAUCAUCCCCAUGUCUUCGGAAUUCACCCCCGAGACCGAGCGCCAGCGACUUCAGUACCUGGCAUUCAUGCAGCCUCACUUGCUGGGAAAUGAAUUCACACAUUUGGAGUUUCCAAGGAGAGUGCAGAGGAAGGAACUUGGAAAGAAGAUGCUCUACAGGGACUUUAAUAUGACAGGCUGGGCAUACAAAACCAUUGAGGAUGAUGACUUGAAGUUUCCCCUUAUAUACGGAGAAGGCAAGAAGGCCCGGGUAAUGGCGACAAUCGGAGUGACCAGGGGCCUGGGGGACCACGACCUGAAGGUGCACGACUCCAACAUCUACAUAAAGCCAUUCCUGUCUGCAGCUCCAGAGGUAAGAGUCUACGAUCUCUCCAGAUACGAGCAUGGAGCAGAUGACGUGCUGAUCCUGGCAACUGAUGGACUGUGGGAUGUUUUAUCAAACGAAGAAGUGGCAGAAGCAAUCACUCAAUUUCUUCCUAACUGUGACCCAGAUGACCCUCACAGGUACACACUGGCCGCUCAGGACCUGGUGAUGCGUGCCCGUGGCGUCCUAAAGGACAGAGGAUGGCGGAUAUCUAAUGACCGACUGGGCUCAGGAGACGACAUUUCCGUAUACGUCAUUCCUUUAAUACAUGGGAACAAACUAUCAUGAAAACGACUCAGGGGACCGGAAGAUCAGAAGGAAGGAAGCCGGAUGCCUCUUAGCAGGGCAGGGCUGGGAAGUGCCCCGGAGUAGUUCCACGUGAUGCCACCUCUUCCCAGCCCAGACGGGGAGUUUGUUCCUGAGAGGCCUCCGGCUGUGCUCCAAGAGGAUCCUUAGGCUUCAGUUUCCUCUUUAGUAACAGGUUUGGAUGCUCAGCACAGGCAAAACAUAAAGGCUGCUGCUGAGUAUUGUUUCCUCUGGUUCCUUUAUCAGGCCUCCUAGGUGGCCAUUGCCUGUUUUGUGCACACACGUCAUAUUUAUUUAUCUGGAGUGCCAGGGCGGCCACUUUCAGGUGUAACUGGCAGGAGACGCUUCAGCCAGUCAAGCUGCCCAUUUCUCUACGGGUUAAAAGUGCUGCGUUGAAAGUUGGGGACCACGCCUCAGAGAGUGUGAAGGUCCAUCUUCUAGUCAGCCUGAGGUUUAUUUCAGGGAAUGCUAUCUGUGUGUGUCUCUGUCAGUCUCUCUCUAGUCUUUCAUGGUAAUAAUGAUGGGGUGAGGCAGGGACUUUUGUCUUUUAAGUCCUUGAAUCUUAACUGUCCCAUAGAACAGGCCUGGGACUUUCCGACUCCUUGCCGAGGAAUUUGUGUGUCAAAGUCCAAGCCCGGCUGUCGCCACGUCCUGUGGCCGGCACCACCCAGGCGGCCCUCUGGAGCGCUGCCCUGGCCCACAGAGAGCUGUCUGUUGUGUAAUGAUUUGUUCCUGAGUUGAAUUUUCUCACUAAAUCAGUGUUUUCGUGAAAUCUGGGGUAUUUCUUUGGACCAGCAGUUCCUCUGUUGUCUUCCAGGGAGCCCCUGGUGUGGCUUGAGGUUUCUACUUGUUUCUGAAUCUGAGUUUUCAUUUCUGGGAUUGAUUGCUUCCAACUCCCAACCCAUCCCCCACUGUGCCAUGAGGACACAUGUGAAGCAGUGUUUAACAGACGUGUAGGGAGUCCCUGUAGCAGUCAGUUCACCAGACCUCAUUUCAGGGCCGGUUCUCUGUUUUGGGGUCCAGGUUCCAUGGGCCGCAGCAGUCCCCAAGCCCACUCCAAACAAUGUAUAACGAUCAGAUUCUGUCAGGGAACAGCAGGCCUACUCUCCCCGUCAUCUUUGGACAAGGCUCACCCAGACUGAGUUGGAUAACACAGAAUUGAAAUUGGGUUGACUGGUCAUUCUCAUGCUGUACACCUGCUCUUUCUGCACAGAAUCACGUUCCAGCCACCCAACCACUGAGACCCCUAUUCCCACUGUCACACGCCUCUAAAUGUUCCUCACGGAGCAUCAGCCAAAGCAGUGGACAGAUCUGCCUGCUGCUUCUGUCCCAGGAGGGAUGGUCAAAUAGAUUUUUAGAAACCGCAUCUAUCUCUGAGACUGCUUCUCUGAACUGAGGGACCUUGUAAAGAAAUACCCAAUUACUGAGUCUUCUCAGAGAGCUCCUGCAGUAUGCUGACCAUCUUGACAACUUUUUGUAAUUAAAACGUUCAGUAGAGAAAAAGUCAUUGGUGCGACUCCCCCAAAACGUUGGAGAGCCAAUUCCAGUUCUCAUGUUUGAUUGAAUCCCUUCCCCACAGGACAGGACAGGACAAGACAGGACCAGACCCUUUCCUCUGGGAUCAUUAAUCAAUCACCGGCGUUCCUGGAAUUACAGAGUUUUCUGAGGAAUGGCCUGGGGCUUUCCCAGUCUGUGUCCAUCCCACAGGAUGGAACCAGUGCCCAGUCUGUCAGGGAAGUACAGAGGGAAUUCACGCACCAGGUGGUUGCCAAAAUAUUGCCUGGAAAGAACUGGACUACAGCUUUGUCAGGAGUCCUCUUCAUGUCACAGCUUCCCUUGUCCCCCAGGAAAUCUUAGCUAUGCUAAACACGUCUGUGGGGAGGAGGCUGUGGCAAACAGCUUCUCUGGCAGAAUAUUACACUAUGGAAAACAUGCAGGCACCCUACAGCGGUGUGGUCCAUUUCUGUUCCUGCCUGACUCGCAACGCCGCAUACAAACUGGAAACCUGAGCUUUUCCUCGGAGGACUCAGAGCCACCAGCAUUAGGAAGCAGUAACUUCUUCCCCACAUUUCCAUUGCCUUUUGUUUUUUCCUCUCCUAGGCUUUUAUGUAGGCUCUGUCUUGAGUUUCUCCAGUUUUAGUUGAGCCGUGAGAGUUAGGUAUAGAUGUAUAGAUGUCGUAACACCUUCUACCAAGGCACCUUCUCUCAGGAAAAACUCUGGAACCCCCUUAUUCAAUUCAUCUUAAAGUCUUGAGCAUUUGGUCCUUUGGUUUUAUUUAGAAAGGCACUUUGGAAUUCUUUUCAUAGCCCCCUUGGGUGGAAAGAUGUCAGUAGCAAGCUGAAGCCUUGAUUCUGUUUGGGGGAUGGGAGGCAAACCACAAAUGAGGUGAGUAAAUCAUAUGUGGGGAAAAUGAUUUGUUAAUACUCAGAAAAUCUGCCCAGUACUGAUAUUGCUCUGUGAAUUGAGCUUACUAGGUUUCGGCUUUGUUUUUCUGAGGCUCCUUUUCAUCCCAUCCUGGAGCCGUAACUGUGUCUAUAUAACAGGUAGGCCCCUGGAGCGUUUCUGGAAAGGUCAAAAGGCAACACGCUCAAAAUUCUGCAGAACAUAUUUAUAUGUGGUUCUGAAAUCUUGUGUAUCUGAGUUAUAGCCACAUCUGUUUGCCUUCAUAGCCUCAGAGGAAGUCUCAUUUAAUAAAAAGUGUUCGAUUUCCUAGUCAGGUCUUUAUGGUUGUCUUGGGGUAUGUGCAAGCCACUUCGUUUAAUGAAAGACUCUCUCACUUCUAAAUCUCGCUGGGCUGGCCACUGCCCUUUAGAAUAGUUGCUGAUACUCUCUCACUUAAACAGAGCAAACUUCCACCCUAUCCACACUACAGCAUUUUCCCCGGUAGCAACCAAGCCUUUGUGGUCAGAACACCUGAACUCAGAGCAGUGCCACCCGUCAGAGAUGACAUGGAGAUGUUCUCUGGGGUUGUGCUUACAUAGCUGCUGUUCUUGGGGCAAAAAGGGAGGGCUGGGAAUCAGGUGAGGCCAGGUACUCAGCUGGCUAACAGGAUGGAGCCAAAAACAGUAGGGGUUUCAGUUCUCCACAUUAUUCCACUUUGGGAAAUUGAGGGUGUUUAACUUUUAAAUCUCCAGCAACUUAUCUCCUUGGGGCUGCAUGAAGUUAUUAAGUGUGCUUGCUCUCUUCUCACUCAUCUCAUCAUUCAUUUACUUUUUGGGAGACCUGUUGGUGGGCAAGGAUGAGAGUCCCAGGACCCAGAUUUGGCCUCAGACCUUGGCCAUACAGGUAGGGUUUUUGGUUUACCAACAGGACUAGCAUGGAAACAGAGAAACCACCCACAUCUUUAAAAUGCUGAUUCUCCUCUUGCUCUCACCUCUGUUCUCAUCCGCUGAUCAACUUGAUUUACAAGACCACGAGGGGUCAGUGGUUUUCUUUCCACCACAGUUUGAGGAUCUAACCUUCCUUAAAUGACCCAGUGGCAGCAGCGCCACUCUUUUCAGAGUGAAUCUGUUAAGUUUUUAUGAGAUUCUAUUUUAAGUAAGUUAGUGCUUCUGGGACACUUGGAGAAAGCAGUGAGAGUAACUGUCUAUGCAAAGAACAACCAGGCUGACCCAAAAAGUUACCAGAUCUAAGAAAAAAGUAAAAAUCAUCUGUUAGGAACUUGGGUUUUUGGAGGAAUUACGGUUGCAGUUUCGCAGCCUGCACACCAUGGCCACCUUGCUGAGGAAAUUGUAGUUCUGUGUGGGUGACCGAGUCUGCACUGGGUUUUUCAGAAGACACCACCCGAUCUGCCUGAUUUGCCUCCUACCUGAGCGCUGCUGGCAGCUCUGUCAGAUCUGGGUGCCAGUCUGGGGAGUACUGCACUUUCUAUUCUGUGACUUCAUCUGUGUAAAUAGCUUUAAUUUUUCCUUUGUGUCUUAAAGUUUUGUUCAUGUAGAGACCAGGCAGACAUCCACCAAACGAAGCUGUGUAUGUGGUGUCGUUUUCUACUGUGGUGUACUUGAACGAGAACCUCGUGCCCUCCGUUCUUCUGAUCUCCCAUAGUACUUUGUGUCUGGGAGUCCUGAGGUUACUCCUUUUCUCCUGUUUUGCCUCCAUUUUCCUGGUCUCUUCUGAAGGCCCAGGGAGGCUCACAGUGGAGAUCUUGUGUAACGGAUGUAUGAUAAGGUCUGGGUUUCCAGAAAAAUCCCAUGUGCAGUGAAUGAGAGGAAUCUGCCUGCAAAUGGCUUCAGAACCAUGGACCUUUACACUUCGUGAUUGUGAAACCUGGACUUUGUAGCCCCAAAGUGAAAACUGUUUAGUAAUGGGGAUCUAUUUUGUGUGUUUCGAAACUUAGGUGCAGUGUUCCCUGGAAAAAGCUAAAGAAAUGUACAUGCUUAAUGACAUUUUAAAAUAAAAUAUUAUAUAUAUAUGUAUAUAGAACCCCUUCAGCAAAGCUUUUUUGUGUCAUUUCUUUAAUUCACUAUGAAAUGUCUUCACAUUAGGUCACGGGAUGAUGUGAGAGUGUCCUGGCCUAGUGUGGCGUUGCCAACUGUAAACAGACCCAAAAGCUAAUCAAAAAGGGAUGGAUGGCACCGAUGGUAACCUUCACAGGAAUAGCAGUAAAGCCUACACAUUUCAACAGUGCCGUUAGAAGAACGGCUAUGGAUACUACUCCAAGGGGUAUUCUUUUUUAUAUUACCGAGUAUAAUUGACAUACAUUAUUAUAUUAGUCUCAGGUAUACGGCUUAAUGAUUUGAUACUUGUAAUGUCACCACAGUAAGUCCAGUUACUAUCUAUCACCAUACAGAGUUACAGGAUUUUUCCCCUCACGAUGAGAACUUUAUGAAGUUCUGCCCUCUUAGCAACAUUCAGGUAUGCAACACAGUUUUUGGUAUCGCUAACUGUAUAUCAAACUACAAUCACCAUGCUGGACGUUGUAUCCCCAUGACUGACUUAUUUUGUAAGUGGAAGUUUGUACUUUUUGACUUACUCAGUUUGCCCAUCCCCCACCCCACCUCUGAUAACUACCAGUCUACUCUCUGUGUUUGAGGGGGUUUUUUUACAUAUUUUUUUAAUAUUCCAUAGCUAAGUGAGAUCAUAUGGUAUUUGUCUUUCUGUCUCAUUUCACUUAGCAUAGUGCCCUCAGGCCCAUCCGUGUUAUUACGAAUAGCAGUAUUUUAUUCUUUUUUAUGACUAAAUAAUAGAGGAACCUGGGGUUCCUGUGUG